Molecule: messenger RNA, 1594 nt
Organism: Hydractinia symbiolongicarpus
Lineage: Eukaryota; Metazoa; Cnidaria; Hydrozoa; Anthoathecata; Hydractiniidae
Product: low specificity L-threonine aldolase-like
Exons: 1
Coding region: 347-1522 (391 amino acids)
Biological process (GO): L-threonine catabolic process; glycine biosynthetic process
Cellular component (GO): cytosol
Molecular function (GO): L-allo-threonine aldolase activity
Source: RefSeq, a predicted model, not a curated record
UAUCAACAGGACAGGAGAAUGAAAUGGUAUUUGAAUUGCACGCCACUGUGUUUGGAAUGUUUUUAAAACAGCACAAGUAUUUUUUCUGCCCAGUGUUGACGAGAAUGCGCCAUUUUGACCGUCCCUGCUAUGGACGCAAGCCUAUAUUAAAUGUACCACAAUACAACGUGCGAUGAUUUGCGUCUUUGGUGGUCCGGAAUUAAUUAAUUUCGCGGCAACGCUCAGAUUUUGUUGUUGUACCUACAAAAUAAUAUUUUUGUAUAGAAAUCAUUCUUGUGUAUUCAGCUUCUGCAUAUUAAAAUUCGUUCUGUUUUUGUUUUGUGUUUGUUUUUUAGGCUAACUAAAUAUGAACAGAUUUUUGUAUAGGAUCUCCUCACGUAGAAGGAGGUCGUCUUGGAAUUCGGGUAUUCUAUCCUCUUCCCGUUGUUAUAAAGGACUAGCUUCAAAACAAAGCACUGACGAAAAUGUUAUAGACUUGCGUUCUGAUACAGUUACACGACCUACUCAGGGUAUGUUAACAUCAAUGUUUGCAGCAAAAGUGGGCGAUGAUGUAUUAAAAGAAGACCCAACCGUUAAUAAGCUUGAAGAAAAAUGCGCGGAGAUGUUUGGUAUGGAAAAGGCUUUGUUCGUACCCAGUGGCACGAUGGGAAAUUUACUAUGUUUGAUGUCGCACGUUGAGAAUCGUGGUGAGGAACUUAUUAUCGGUGAUCAGCAACAUGUAUAUAUGUAUGAGCAAGGAAACUUCAUGCAGCUUGCUUCAAUACCUGCUAAAGUUUUGCCCACUGAAAGGGAUGGCACUUUAAGUUUGGAAAAUAUCCAAAACGCUAUCCAGGAUGAUUCAGAUUUCCAUUUGUGCAGAACAAAACUGAUCUGUCUUGAAAAUACGCACUUGUUAGCGGGAGGUGUUCCUCUACCGUUGGAAUAUUUAAAAAAAGUGAGACAUAUCGCAGAUGAUCGCAAUCUUAAAGUUCAUGUAGAUGGCGCGCGUGUUUAUAACGCAGCUGUCGCGCUGAACUGUGAAGUGAAAGAAGUACUAGAAAAUGUUGAUUCGGUCUCCAUGUGUUUGUCGAAAGGUUUAGGAUGUCCGGUCGGUUCCGUGAUAGGUGGAAGCGAAGAUUUUAUUAAAAGAGCGAUGCGUUUACGAAAACCUCUUGGAGGUGGAUGGCGUCAGUCUGGAUUUCUUGCUGCUGCUGGAUUAUACGCCUUCAAAAAUGCGCGCAGUACACUAGCUACUGAUCAUUCCAAUGCUCACCAUCUAGCAAGUGGAAUCAAAGAAUUACAUUGUUCUGAGGUGUUAGAUGUGGAUUUACAAAAUGUUAGAACCAAUAUUGUAAUGGCUGGAACUAAUCGUACAGACGCUAAUGUUGUCGUUGAAGCGUUACGAAAAAGAGGGGUACUAGCCAGCGCAAUGACUUCAUCAAGGAUACGUUUUGUUACACAUUUGGAUGUUAGUCGAACGGAUAUUAACAAUGCUUUAGAAAUUAUACAGCAAGUGACGAAAAAUAUUUCUAAUCAGCUAUAGUAGUAAAUGCCUCUUAAAUAACCGCAGUAUAAUUUUAUAUUUACUAAAAAAUUAUUUCUAUUCUGUCUUUUG